Penicillium roqueforti is the source of this 519-nucleotide messenger RNA. RefSeq lists its product as uncharacterized. The transcript is spliced from 2 exons. Bases 1 to 519 code for a protein of 172 amino acids. NCBI's taxonomy places the organism in Eukaryota, Fungi, Ascomycota, Eurotiomycetes, Eurotiales, Aspergillaceae. The record is from RefSeq and is a predicted model, not a curated record.
AUGGCAAGCCAUUCCAACACUAUUAUUAUAGCCGAUGACGAGGAACUGCCAAAUCUCCAGCCAGGUAGCUCACGACCUCAGAGGGCACCUCGCUAUAAUUACAGCUACGAAGAUUCCGAGAGCAUGUUUAUCGAUGCAGCCGAUAAUGAGACUCGAUCGCGGAAACGCAAAAGAACCGAAAAGAAGAAGCCGUCUGCUUUGGACAACGCUUUCCAGCUGCUUAACAAGGAAGUCCGCCAUAAAGUAAAACGGUUGAAAAAGGAAAAUCGAAUGCGUCAAGAUGAACUUAGCCAGGAGAAGGAGAGGUACCAAAAGGCGCAAGUGGAUCUUUCCAGGGAAAGAGAAAGGCGUGUUUUGGAGUGCAAGAUCUGUUAUAUGCAACCAGAUCACUGGGUGACAAUUCUAUGUGGGCACAUGGUUUGCGAGUCGUGCGCGGAAAAGCUCGAAACCCCAAAGAGUUGUCCUAUCUGCCGAGCACCAUCCACAGGACAUAUCAAAUGCCUACCCUUUGCGGGAUAA